GACGUCCAACCUAGGUCAUGGGCUGGGCUACCAACCGCCCCUAGCAUUAGGGAUGGCAAUAGAAACUGAAUCCGCGAGUACCCUAUCCGAUACAACCCGUUUGGACGGAUUUUGGGUCCGGUUUGGGUUUAAACCUGCUAUACUUUUUGUGGGUUGGGUUUGGGUUUAGCCAUAUCCAAUCCACGGAACCCGCACUCAAGUCCAUACCCACACGAUCCACGGAACCCUUAACUAAUUAACUAUAAUUUCUAAACUAAUUCCUCGCACAUUCAUUUAAUCAUAUUGUUUGUGGAUGUUUACCUUUAAUAUUGAACAAUUAGUAUGAAUGAUUUGUGAGUUAAUAUGUAUGUAGUAGACAAUAGUAGUGAAAACUAGUGUUAUUGCAUCUUUGUACAUGAACCCAUGGAUACCCAUGAACCCGUGGAUAUCUAGCAGGUUGGGUUGGAUUUGAGUUUUUCAAAUCGAAUGGGUUUUACCCCGGAUUUUUUUGAUGGAUAAACCCAUGAAUUUGGGUUUGAGCUUGGCAUAACUCGCCCCAACCCGACCCAUUACCAUCCCUACCUAGUAUUGUAGCCGAGGUGAUGACAACCUCAAAAGGCCAACGUUUCCUUCCCGUCUUGACAACCUCAAUGGCCUUGGCAGGGAAAUGUCCUCGUUUAGUGAUGGUAACGGACCAGAUGAGAGAUGGAUAGUACAUACCCACUACCCUAUUCUAACUUGUUCAGGUUUUAUUCAUAACUAUACCCAUACAAAAUUCGAAUGCUGAAUCAAAACCAUAUUCAUACCCAUUCGGAUCCCGGUUAACUAUGGAUAUCCAAACUUCAUCUAAUGUGUUACUAUCUGUAAGUAUAUUCACAUUAUACAAGUGAAAACAUUACAAUUACAAGCCACCAAUCUUAAGAGAAACAAUGAAAAAGACAAAGAAAAAAUUCAUUGGGAUGUUAUGUAUGUAUUACCAAUGUCAAAUAUUUCGGAGAGAUAUAAUGAAGUCUUUAAAAAAAGAAAAAAUAUGUAGCAUCUAUAAUCGAGCGAGUUCAAGUUGGAUAGUAAAAUUUUCAGGUUCGAAUUUUAUCGACAACAUCAGUUAACAGAUUCGUUUGAGUUUUAACCUAUUUGAUUGUAUCGGAUUCUACCUUAUUGUUAGACAAUAUUACACGAAUGUCAGGUUUAGGUCCAAACUUUUAUAGGAAUCUAUCACAUGCCACCUGUCCAAAGGUAGAUAUCCAUCAAUGGAGGCUCCAAAUGUCCCAAAGGGAAGAAGGAGAAUAAGAAUGUAGGAAAGUCUUAGCAGCUUACGCUUGCUGAAGUAGUGUGAAUGUAGUAAUUAAUCCGCACAAGCAAGUGACACAUCAUUAGAACGUGUAAAGUUGAGAUCUUUGUGUGCCAAAGUCGAAUGAAGAGCAUCAUAUCGUUGCAUUUACAUGACAUGAGCAUAUCCAAUCCGGUUAUAGUAAUUACACGACGCUUGUGAGAACGUGCUAACAACUUACAAAGUGUUUAAUAUUUGUUGGGAGCUCCAAAAUCAAGAGCAAAUACGAUAACGUUUUAUUUACAAAAUUGUCACCAAACUUAUCCAACAAUCACAAAGCGUCUAAUAAAAAUGAUCCGAUCGACAACACAACAUUCUUGUAAACACAUUGUCGCAAUUUAGAAUUUGUACGCACUAUAAUCGAAUUGAACACAUAUCUGACUCUCUAGUCAUCGAAUUGACAAAUCUCCUAUCCACUACCUUUCUUUCAUUCUUUUUUCCCUUUUGUCUUUUGUUGAUAAUGGUUUCAUAUGUAUUGGAAGUAGUUUCCAAGGAAUCCAUCCAAAUCCAUCCAUCUAUCCUAACGGGCCCUUUGAAUUUGGCUUUUGAGGAGGAGGAUUGCAGCCAAAGCAAAAUCCAAUCCCGUUCACAUUUCACACCCACUUUUAUUGUCAUAUUGUUCCAUUUUUAUCAUCAACCAAAUCUUUUCCAGGAUAUUACCAAAGGCCGAAAAAGAAAAGGAGAGGCCAAGAAGGUUCACAGUGCUAGCUAGCUUUUGGAAGGAUUCGUGAUGGUCCAACAACAACAGCAAGAACCAGGAGAAUUUCGAAUAACCGGAAAAAGCUCAAAAUGAUCGGUGUAUUCUUUCCUGCAAAAACCAUCCUCACAAAAGGAAGCUGUACUAUUUGCAGCAGUUAAUUAGGUCUAAUGUGAUUGCCUGUAAUCUCGUUGAUUGGCUAUGGUGAAGAAAAGGAAGGAUUCUAACAACAUUUGUUCCAAGGGGAAAACUCAGACUUGCGGACCAUCUUAGUUCUUAUUUUUACGAAAAAACAAGAUUGAAGAAAGCGCUAGGCGGAAUUAAGUUGGAGUCUUACCUAGUGCCUUCUUGAAUUGUUAAUACUCCUUGUUUCAAUUUGAAUUAUUAAUAAUUUACUUAACACUCAAUAACACGCGAAAACGUAUGUGUCCAAAUUGAAUUUGUAUCAUAACAUUCAAAGUACAUGUUUUUUUUAUAUACACAUUCAAAAUAUAUGUUUGGUUUUGUUAUCAUAAAAGAAAUUGACAAAAAAUAUAUAGUUAUAAAUUGAAUUUGUACCAUAAAAAAAAUGUAUACAAAAAGUAUAUUCACAUAAUUCAAUUUUACCAUAACAUUAUAAAGUUACAAUUUCAAUUUAUAUCAUUUUUCUAAAACGAAAGCAUUGAUACUAGUUCUUGUGCUUCUUGAUCAUCAUAGGGUGGUCCUCCGGGCGCAAGGGGUCCAGUAUCGGGUUAUUGAGGAUCCUUUAGUUGUGGAGGUGCUUGUCCUCCGAGAAGCUCUCUUUUGGUGCGUGGCCAAUGGAUUCCAGGAUGUGCGUUUUGAAGGCGAUACAAGAUCAUCAUCGAUAAAAUCAAUCAAGCUGAGGCUAGAGAUAGUAGGAUUGGGAUGAUCUUGAACGAAAUCAGGCAGUGUAUGGGAAAUCAACCGGGGUUUAGUUUGGGGUUUGUAGGACGGAGGAACAAUAGGGUAGCCCAUGCGGUGACUAGAAAGGUCCUUUCUUUGUACCAGUCUACGUAUCGCUCUUUUAAUUUCCAGGCCUGACUGUUCUCCAGGAUGUAACCGUGUCUAUCUUCAAUGCGGGAGUUCGGUGGAAAUAUAAAUCAAGAAACAAAUAGCCAUUUCCAGGCCAUUUUCUUUUGGGUUAUCCAUGUACAUUUGAUAUGAAGAGAAUUCACAUAUACAAUAGGGAAAGGGUGGAAUGAUUAUCUUUUGUAAAAAAAAAAAAUACUAGUUCUUGUGAAAUUCCUCCAAUUUCAAAAAUCAAAUUGUCUUUUAUAUAUGUUUCAAGUCUUGGAUUGGAAACCUGGACCGACAAGAUGCUGCAAUUAUUGGAAGCCAAAUUCAAUCAAAUUCUAUUGAUGCCCUUUUGGUGGUGGUAUGGAAAUGGAACUGUAGAAGCUGUGCUCUUAUUUUCAAAGCAAAACAGUGAUUUUUGAGAUAUGGGUGUGAAUGUGAUCAAUAAUUUGAGUCACUCCUCCAUUAUUGCUCUUCUGGAACUUAGCAUGGGGCAUAUGAACGAUUUUCCAUGGCCCCAAAUCCCACACCAUACCCAAAAUUCAAAGAUGUCAAUCAAAGUUUUGGUUUCGUGCAAUUGGAUUUUGACUUUGAGUAACGAACUGGGUUUCUUCUAUAUAACCAAUAAUCAGCUUGGUUUGGUAAGUAAUAGAAUCUCUAAUGACAG
Messenger RNA from Linum trigynum, 3687 nucleotides. The record is from the annotation of a GenBank genome assembly. Lineage: Eukaryota; Viridiplantae; Streptophyta; Magnoliopsida; Malpighiales; Linaceae.